GUCAAUUUUCUUUUGGUAGAAACAAAAACUCAGAUUCUUCAAAUACGCUCUUGGGUCAAUAAAUGCGCAGAGGAAAGAAAAAAAAAACAGUUCUGCAUAUUUUUAAAAUUGCUCAAAACAAAUAAUAAUAUAUAAUUUAUUAAUCUAUUGGUAAUGUCAAACAACGAUAAAUCAACACUCAAUAUACCCUCAUUUGAAGAUAUUCAAAAGAAAAGAGAACAACAACUAAAACAAGCUAAUUCUAUUUUCAAUUCAGUGCGAGCAGAACAAGCUACUAAUAAAAGUCCAUUAACAUCUACUGCUACUACUACUACUACUACUACUAACACUAACACUACCACUAACACUACUACUAAUGCUAAUACUACUACAAAAAUAUCACAACCUAUUCAUACAUACACAGGAUCUACUACUCUUCGACGGACAACAGGUAAUACUAUCCUAGUUAAUCCUACACAACAAAAGAACCCACUUUUAAAACACAUUCGUAAUGUACCAUGGGAACUUUCAAAUGCAAUCAAGAUUGAUUACGUUGUAGGACAAACCACAGGUGUCGUUUAUCUUAGCUUACGCUAUCAUCGACUCUAUCCUUCCUAUAUUUAUGAUCGACUUACUUCUCUCAAAUCGCUCUAUCUUUGUCGAAUUUUACUUGUGCACGUCGAUGUUGAAAAUUAUCACGAUGCCAUUCGAGAAAUCAAUCGUAUUGCCAUCCUAAGUGAUUUUACAUUGAUGCUAUCUUGGAGCCUAGAAGAAGCAGGGCGAUAUUUAGAGACUUACAAAAUGUUUGAACACAAGGCACCUGAUUUGAUUCGAGAACGUGUAGAAAACGAAUAUUUAGCAAAGAUGACAGACUGUUUAACACAAAUAAAGAGUGUUAAUAAGACAGAUGUAUUGACGUUAUUAUCCACUUUCAGAACUCUGAAAGGAGUGGCAGAGGCCAAGACAGAGGAGUUGGCCAUGUGUCCUGGCUUUGGUGAACAAAAAGUAAGACGAGUACAACAAGUUUGGAAGCAGCCAUUUCUAGCAAAUAAGAAACAAAAAAAGAAAUAAAAAAAAAAAAAAAAGAAGAAAA
Cokeromyces recurvatus is the source of this 1072-nucleotide messenger RNA. RefSeq names its product restriction endonuclease type II-like protein. The record is from RefSeq and is a predicted model, not a curated record. Gene Ontology annotation, biological process: UV-damage excision repair; meiotic mismatch repair; mitotic recombination. NCBI's taxonomy places the organism in Eukaryota, Fungi, Mucoromycota, Mucoromycetes, Mucorales, Mucoraceae. Gene Ontology annotation, molecular function: damaged DNA binding; single-stranded DNA binding. The transcript has a single exon. Gene Ontology annotation, cellular component: nucleus; ERCC4-ERCC1 complex; nucleotide-excision repair factor 1 complex. The coding region runs from base 154 to 1050 and encodes 298 amino acids.